This is a messenger RNA of Trichomycterus rosablanca, 2600 nucleotides long. RefSeq lists its product as uncharacterized. Bases 59 to 745 code for a protein of 228 amino acids. The record is from RefSeq and is a predicted model, not a curated record. The transcript is spliced from 3 exons. NCBI's taxonomy places the organism in Eukaryota, Metazoa, Chordata, Actinopteri, Siluriformes, Trichomycteridae.
CUUUUAUGAUUCUUUUCUCCCUUUUUGUUCUACAGCUUUCUGUUGUAAAGAAGGAGUGAUGAAUGAACCAGAGCUUUGGGAUUCUACAAGUCGCUUUCGAUUUAUUGAAUCAUGUUUGGGAUUAAUUGGUUGCUUGAGUAUCAGUUUUGCUGUCUGGACCACUGAUUGGCUGGAUGGUAGAGGAUUGUGGGUCAGUGGGAAUGAUUCGAAUCCAGAUGACAGCUGGGCAGCAGGGCAUUCAGUGCAAGGUCCAGGAGCUCAGAGUGUCUUCGCUGUUCUUUCUUUCCUCAUGGCAGUAAGCUCAGGAAUUCUGUGCCUUGUGUUUGCAUUCUGCUGGACAAAUCGCACAGUACACUCUUACUCAAACACUCGCUCGCUGCUGAUGGCCGGCCAAGCUCUUUAUCCCACCACCUUACUUCUAAUCACGCUGGCACCUACAGGGUUCUUUUUCCUUCUAAGCUGGGCACUUUUCACCAGUGAGCACAUUGCUGAUAUACGAGACAAUUUCUCACGCCUGGGAUUCUCCUAUUGGCUUGGUGCAGUAGGCUGGGCUCUGCUAUUGGCUGUGUUGCCGGUGGUGUUUUUGGUGGAGCAGUGUGUGGUACCUGACACACUACCUGAGCUGAAAAAGGCAACUGAGAUUUGGUGGAAGGCACCCGAGGUGCCAUACAUGCGCUCUUUCAGUGAGCCCUACCAGCACAGAGGCAAACACUGUGAGCACAGAAGACAGUUGUCAAUGCCAUGAUAGAGGCAGAAGAAUAGUGCUUCUAUUUCAGUAACUGCAUGUUGCAGCCAGUAAAGAAGAUAGAGGAGCUCUGCUUUAUGUGGUUUGUAGGCUGAUGUACAGUAUUAAGCCCAGAUUCUUUUAGGAAUGGUAUUUACUUCUGUCAAUUAAUACAAGUGAUGGGCAGAAACUUUUCUGAUGCACACCUUAAAGCAUGACUGCAAUUGUUAUGGUGAGAUGGACACUAAAUCAGUGAUGUCGACACUAAUAACUAUGCCAGCAUUUCAGAAAAGAUGGGCAUUAGCAAUGCAUUUUUGUUUUGGAAGUCUGUAGUAGUCCUGAAGUGAUGAAGUCUAGCAUCCGACUCAAUAAUUUGUUUGCACUGUGUAUUGACAGCAUAAAUGCUCAGCAUACAUUACCAAUGUUGAAUCUGCCUUUAGCUACAUUUAAUUAUCUGCAUUUGCAUAUGUCACAACUGUGGAUACCUCACAACUUCACAUUUUGCCAUAACACACAGUAUGCAAGUGUAGCAUAACAUUAGGGCAUGGGUAGGACUAAACGUGGGAAAACUUUCAGUAAUUGUGAUAAAUGUUCCAUAAUAUAAUACAUUAAUUUCCAUGUGUUUUAUGUUGUUUUUAAUUUUAAUUUUUAAUUUCAUUAAAUUUUUGUUAGUCUAAAAGUACAUAGUUUUAUUUUUAUAAGAAUGUGUGGUCUAUCAGGAAAAUGUGAAAACCAAUGAUUUUAAUAUGAAAUCUGUUUUGUAUUUUGUAUUGCAGUUUACUAUGAUUGUUUUCAAGUGUUAAAAGCUGUCAUUUGUUUAACAGUUAACAAUAGUAUUUAUUCAGGGUUAGUUUUUGUGUUUAUAGUAAUUUUGUUUAAAAAAAUGAACCUGCACAUAUCACAUUACACCUGUACACAAGGCCCUGCAUGUUUCCUAUCUGGUACCAGUGCUACUAUAAUUAUUCAUAUAAUUAUUUACACAAUCAUCCAGCUCUGAACCUUAACCAUUGUACAGAACGAUAACUUUUAUAGUCUCUUUUACCCUGUUCUGUAACAGCCACCUUUAUCUGACAUCUAAUUUCACCAUGGGUAUUGACUACAUGUAGCUGGCAUUAAACUAAAUUACAUAGUAAUACUGCAUUAUAUGUGUAUGUUGUCAAAUCACCAGCAAAACAUGGAUUAACUACACAUGCAGUGUAUCUGUUAGACUGCACAUGCAAUCAGGUACCCAUUAUUUGAGCCAUUAAAUUAGGGCGUGAUUGAAUGAAUCUAUGGUUUAGUGUUUUAUGCACACAACUGCCUCAGAAUUCACAGUGGGAUCACUGUAGAGUAAAUAAUGGAUUAUAACGUAACGUAAAGCCUCCACAAGGGGGCGUUUGUGUACAAGCUUAUUUUGUGCUUCUGCCUGUUAAAAUUUGUUGAUUUUAUUAUAUAUUUUUUUUCUCUGCGACCCAUUUUUGGCUUGCAACCCCAGAAUUUGAAAAACCAUGUUCUAAGCUAAAAUGCUACAUACAGCAUACUAUACAAGUACUACAGACACUACGCCUACUCUGCUUAAGGAAACCUUGUGUUUGUUUAAUUACCUUUACUACAUCCCAAAAUAAAUAAAUAAUAAUAAAAAAUAUUGCAUUUGUCAGAUUACGGGUCUAAAAACAGAAGUAAUUAGUAAGCAUGUUUUUUCUGAACAAUGUAAAGAACAGAACACGCUGUGCUUUUUUGCUGCAACAGCUCACCCUUUUGGUUAGUUUAUGAUACUACACAGUUCCACAUAGUUUUAAAUCAAUUUACUGCUUAUAUCCUUCAGCAUAGAAUUAAGGAGCUCAGUUGGAGUUGCUUGGAUAAUGAAUGUAUAAUGUUUUGGUAAGAAUAAACAAGU